Hevea brasiliensis (rubber tree) is the source of this 3600-nucleotide messenger RNA. Its product is annotated as receptor-like protein 33. NCBI's taxonomy places the organism in Eukaryota, Viridiplantae, Streptophyta, Magnoliopsida, Malpighiales, Euphorbiaceae. Gene Ontology annotation, cellular component: plasma membrane. The coding region runs from base 99 to 3287 and encodes 1062 amino acids. The record is from RefSeq and is a predicted model, not a curated record. The transcript has 2 exons. Gene Ontology annotation, molecular function: protein binding.
GUUAGAUUUCCCAUUAGAGAAAGCUAACUAAUAAUGUCACAACUAUAUACUGAUUUUCUCUCAUAUGUUGAAACCUCUUCUUUGUAUGUCUAAGAAAGAUGAAGAAGGUUAUGAACCGGCGGUACGUCCUUUGCUUCUUCUUGCCUUUCUUGCAUUUCCAAGUUGACUGUUCAUUAUCUUUAUCUUCUUUUGCUCCAAAUUUAGCAAAAGUUUGCCCACCAGAAGAGAGUUUUGCACUGCUCCAGUUCAAGAACGCUUUAUCCAUUGGCAGUCCUGCACUUUCCUCCUCGUCUUGUUAUGGAGAUGCUUACCCAAAGACAAAUGCCUGGAACAAUGCUACAGAUUGCUGCUCAUGGGAUGGCAUCACCUGCGAUAGGUGGACAGGUCAUGUAAUCGGCCUCGACCUUAGUUGCAGUCAGCUUUAUGGUACCUUCCCUUCCAACAGCAGCCUUUUCCUCCUCUCUCACCUCCAGAAGCUCAACCUUGCUAACAACAAUUUCUAUGACUCUCCAAUCCCGUCGGAGUUUGGCUUGUUUGCGAAAUUGACACAUCUUAACCUCUCUAAAUCUGAAUUUUCUGGCAAUAUUCCCUUUGAUAUCUGUCGUCUUUCCAAAUUGGUUUCCCUUGAUCUCUCUGGAAAUGUACUUCAAUUUGACAGUUUUCAAAAGCUUUCCAACCUCACUGAAUUGAGAGUUUUAGAUUUAACAGGGGUGAAUAUGUCUGUAGUUGCACCUAAUUCCAUGUUGAACCUUUCUUCUUCCUUGACAUCUCUUCAACUUCGGAAUUGUUUCAUGCAAGUGCAAUUGCCUCAUGAUUUUUCCUGCUUUCCAUCCCUGAUGAUGCUUGAUUUAUCAGCAAACAAGAAAGUCACAGGUAAGUUCCCAAACUCCAAUUCCACCCAUCCACUAAGGUUUAUUAAUCUCAAACUUGUCAAUUUCUCAGGAGAACUACCUGAUUCCCUGGGCAAUUUUAAGUUCUUAGAGUAUUUAGAUCUCUCAUACAACAAUCUCUUUGGUUCACUUCCAGCAUCUCUUGGCAACCUUCAGCACCUCAAAUUCUUAGAUUUCGGUUUUAACAAUUUUGCAGCUGAGAUUCCAGAUAGUUUUGGUAACCUUAGCAGCUUAGAGUUUUCAGAUCUUGGAUUCAAUCAUUUCAGUGGUCAGUUGCCAUUGUCAUUUGGCAAGCUCAACAAAUUAACUUCUCUGUACCUUAUGUCCAAUAAUUUCAGUGGUCGCUUGCCCUUCUCCCUUGGCAACCUUAGUAUGUUAGCUAAUGUAAAUAUUGGCAUGAAUAAUAUCGGUGGUCCUUUGCCAUUUUCAAUAUUUAACCUUACAAAACUUAAAACUUUGGACCUUUCAUUCAAUCAAUUUGCUGGUUCCUUACCUUUCAGAGUGUCUGGCCUUGCAGAUCUGUAUGAUCUGGACAUAUCUAAUAACAUGCUCAGUGGCAAAAUACCCUCUUGGUUUUUUACCCUUCCAUCUUUGUUUGAUUUAGACGUUAGCAAUAACAAACUCACUGGUCCCUUGGAACAGUUCCAACAGCCUAAUUCACUGCAGUAUGUUCUGCUGCAGAAUAAUGAGAUACAUGGGCAAAUUCAGAGUUCUAUUUUUCAACUUCGAAACCUUACCAAGCUUGAUCUUUCUUCCAACAAUUUGAGUGGCAUUGUUGAUUGGAACAUGUUUCGACAUCUUGAAAAUCUUCGGGAACUUGAUCUUUCACAUAAUAGAAAACUAUCAUUCAUAAGUAGUGGCAUUGCCAACUUUACCUUACCCAAACUUAUGGAUUUGAAUCUUUCUUCAUGUGACUUGCGUGAAUUCCCAAGUUUCCUAAGAACACUUGAGAAUUUGCAAACUUUAGAUCUUUCGAACAAUAGAAUUUACGGACAAAUUUCCAAACAAGAAUCUGAAUCUGAAGGAUGGCAAAGUUUGCUUUUUCUUGAUCUCUCUUACAAUUUCCUCACAAAUGUAGAGCAGCAUCCAUGGAAUAAUAUUCGCACCCUCAACUUACGUUUCAAUUUGCUCCAAGGACCAUUUCCAACACCACCACCCUCCAUUGAGGUUUUAAUUGUUUCAAACAACAAGUUGAGUGGGGAGAUUCCUUCACUGUUUUGCAAUCUGAGUUCUCUUGCAUUUCUUGAUUUGUCUGACAAUAGCUUGGGUGGAGUGAUUCCACAAUGUCUUGGAAACUCUAGCAAUUUUCUCUUAGUUUUGGAUCUACGCAAUAACAACCUUCAUGGUAGCAUCCCAGGAAAUUUUGCAAAGGAGAAUAGAUUGAAGUAUCUUAACCUUAACGGUAACCAAUUGAAAGAGCCUUUACCACCAUCUCUAGUUAAUUGCACAGAGUUGGAAGUCCUAGAUGUAGGGAACAACAAAAUAAAUGACACCUUCCCUCACUGGUUAGAGGCACUUCAAGAGUUGCGUGUACUUAUCUUAAGGCGUAAUAGCUUCCAUGGUACCAUAGGGCAAUCCACCAAGACUAAUUUUCCUUUCCCUAAUUUACAAAUUCUUGAUCUCUCCCACAAUGAGUUCACAGGACCCUUACCAACAAAAUAUCUGCAAAAUCUGAAAUCUUUGGUGAAUGUGGAUAAAGCUGAAGCAAAAUAUGUUGGAGAGAGUUACUAUUACAUUCAAGAUUCUUUGGUUGUUGAUUUGACAAUGAAAGGAUUGGAGAUUGAAAUGGGGAAAAUCCUGACCAUCUUCACAACUAUUGAUUUUUCAAACAAUCAAUUUGAAGGAGAAAUUCUGCAAGAUGUUGGCAUGUUAAAGUACCUUGUGGUGCUCAACUUUUCUCACAAUGAUCUGAUUGGUUAUAUUCCAUCUUCAUUUGGAAAUUUGACAGCGAUUGAAUCGUUAGACCUCUCCUCUAACGGGCUUGUUGGAGAAAUUCCUCAGCAACUAACAGUUUUGACAUUUCUUGCUGUGUUUAAUGUUUCGUACAACCAGCUCAAGGGACCCAUCCCUCAAGGCAACCAGUUUGGUACAUUUUCAAAUGAUUCCUAUGUAGGAAACUUGGGAUUGUGUGGAUUUCCAUUAUCACAGAAAUGCAACAAUGGUGAGCCACCCCAAUUUCCUCCACAAGGACUUGACGAAGAACAAGAUUCUACAAGCUGGUUUGAUUGGAAAAUUGCAUUGAUGGGCUAUGGAUGUGGGGUGGUUUUUGGUUUGUCCAUCGGGUACAUUGUUUUUGCAACAAGGAAGCCACAAUGGUUUUUAAGGCUGAUUGAAGGAAAAAGACACAAGAGAUUGAGAAGACAAGAUCAAAGACGCAGACGAAGAACAAAUCAUUAAAUGCAGGUUCAAGUGGAAGGUGUGGCUUUAUGUUCAAGGAAGAUCCAGCCUAACGCCUCUUCAAACAAGAAUCUUUCCAAGUAGCCUUUGCUGUGUGUGUUUAACCUUUUGCUUUUCUUGUUUUUGGUCCUUAAGUGCUUAGUUAAAAGCCUAUUUAUCUCCUUUGGAGUUUCGUUACAUCAUGGAAUUUUAUUUAUUUAUUUUUAUGAAUUUUGCAUUGCUACAAUCUAUAAUUUAUAAUUUAUUUUAACUCUGUUAUUAAGGUUACAUAGGAUUGAGAUGUUGUUGAGCUCUGCAAUCAUUACUCUUUGAA